Messenger RNA from Sesamum indicum (sesame), 3665 nucleotides. Its product is annotated as homeobox-leucine zipper protein ANTHOCYANINLESS 2. Gene Ontology annotation, biological process: regulation of DNA-templated transcription. NCBI's taxonomy places the organism in Eukaryota, Viridiplantae, Streptophyta, Magnoliopsida, Lamiales, Pedaliaceae. The record is from RefSeq and is a predicted model, not a curated record. Gene Ontology annotation, molecular function: lipid binding; DNA-binding transcription factor activity, RNA polymerase II-specific; DNA binding.
AAAAGAGGGUUUUUACGACGGGGUUAAAAGGUCACAGUUUUUCACUGCCGUCACACUCAGGCAGAAAAUCUCGAGACAGGCUUGAGAAAAGGGUUUUCUAUUAUUAUAUUAGUGUGUGUAGUGUGUGUGAGUUGAGAGUCAACCGAGCCCUUUUUGAGUCUCUCUCUCUCUUUCUGUUGUUUUGGUUGUAUGUAUAUGUGGGCUUCCAAGACUCCACAUAGUAUUGCGGGUAUUAUCUUCACUUUAGCCUUUUUCUUCUCUCUCUCUCUCACAGUCUGAGCAAACAAGAAAAUACAAAUCAUGAUGUUUUCUCUCUCUAGAAUUCUUUUGUUUUUCAGCUUUUGUAGGACAUGAGAACUAGCUUUUUGCAAGUCAAGCAUGCAGAUAUUGGGAUAACGGAAAAGCCCUCGGAACUAGGGUUUUCUUGAGUCGUUUUUUCUUUUUUCUUCAUUUCGGGCUACCCCUUUUUGCUAUCUUCAUCUCAACAUCGGAGAAGAGAGUGGGUUUCUUGAGAGAGAAAAGAGGGACUUUUUUUUUUCGGUGUAGGGGAGGAGAGAGGGAUAGAGAAGGAAGAGCCAAGCAGCAGCAAAACAGAAAAAGGGUUUCCCUUUGCUUGCCUUCUUUCUCUUUCUUUCUCUCAGUACAAACAUUUGCGGAGAGAGAGAGAGAGAGAGGAAGUUUGAGACAUUUGGAUUCAGGCCUUGUGUCUCCUCUACCUCUCUAUUCUUUUCUCUUUUUUUUUUUCUUUUUCUUCUUUUGAUUCUUGUCCAAACAUUUUUCUUAUGUUCUAUUUUUCCUGUGUCUGUGUGCAAAACGUUUGUGUUGUUGAUAUAUAGAUAACGUUUCUUGAAAGUACUAAAUUUGUGGUGUCUGAAUAUAUACUACCAUUUAUAUCUCCGAAUUCAGUCCAUGAUCUAGCAAGAUUCUUGGUGGGUUCAAUGUGGCUUUUGUAAAUCUUCGUGGUUAAGGAAAAUUAGUGAGAAGGGAACCGAAAAAGGAAGAAUUUUUUUUUCUUUCGAAUUUUUCAUGAAUUUUGGGGAUUUUCUUGAUCAUAACAAUUCUUGUGGUGGUGGGGGUGCAAGAAUUGUUGCCGACUUACCUUAUAGCAACAGCAGCAGUAAUAAUAACACAAUUGGUACAAAUCCCAGUGGAAAUAUCAACAGCAACAACGAUAUGCCCACUGGUGCAAUUGCUCAACCUCGCCUUGUUCCUCAGCCUCUCUCUACCAAGCCCAUGUUCAACUCACCUGGCCUUUCUCUCGCUCUUCAGCAAACGAGUAUGGAGGGGCAAGGAGAGAUGGCAAGAAUGGGGGAGAAUUACGAGACAAGUAAUGUUGGUGGAAGAAGAAGCAGAGAUGAAGAGCAUGAGAGCAGAUCUGGGAGUGAUAACAUGGAGGGUGCCUCUGGAGAUGAUCAAGAUGCUUCAGAUAAGCCUCCGAGGAAGAAAAGAUACCACCGACACACCCCUCAGCAAAUCCAAGAACUCGAAGCUCUGUUCAAAGAAUGUCCCCAUCCUGAUGAAAAGCAAAGGUUAGAGCUCAGCAAGAGGCUAUGCCUGGAGACUAGACAAGUCAAGUUCUGGUUUCAGAAUAGAAGAACUCAGAUGAAGACACAACUCGAACGCCACGAGAACUCGAUUCUCAGGCAAGAAAACGACAAGCUCCGAGCCGAAAACAUGUCGAUGAGGGAGGCCAUGAGGAAUCCCAUCUGCACCAACUGCGGCGGCCCAGCCAUGAUCGGAGAAAUAUCCCUUGAGGAGCAACACCUCAGAAUCGAGAACGCGAGGCUAAAAGACGAACUUGAUCGUGUUUGUGCGCUUGCCGGCAAGUUUUUAGGCCGCCCCGUCUCGUCUUUGGCAGCCCCUCCGAUGCCUAAUUCAAGCUUGGAACUUGGAGUUGGAAGCAACGGAUUCGGAGGUGGCUUAAACACCGUUAUCCCUACGACGCUGCCUUUAGGCCCUACUGAUUAUGGUAGCUCUCUGCCGGUGAUGCCUCCGACAAAAGCAACUAUGAACAUCGCCCCAAUUGAGAGAUCACUUGAGAGAUCUAUGUAUCUGGAGCUUGCAUUAGCAGCAAUGGACGAAUUGGUGAAAAUGGCACAGACCGACGAGGCCCUCUGGCUUAGGAGCUUCGAGGGUGGGAGAGAAAUACUGAAUCACGAGGAAUAUGUGAGAACUUUUAGCACUCCUUGCAUCGGCAUGAAGCCUAAUGGCUUUGUAACUGAGGCCUCAAGGGAGACUGGUAUGGUUAUCAUCAAUAGUUUGGCUCUCGUCGAGACGUUAAUGGAUUCGAACAAAUGGGCAGAGAUGUUCCCAUGUAUAAUUGCAAGAACCGCAACCACAGACGUGAUAUCAAAUGGUAUGGGAGGAACAAGGAACGGUGCCCUUCAGCUGAUGCAUGCUGAGCUGCAAGUUCUAUCGCCAUUGGUUCCGGUAAGAGAGGUCAAUUUCCUCCGGUUUUGCAAACAGCACGCAGAGGGCGUUUGGGCUGUUGUUGAUGUGUCCAUCGACACAAUCCGUGAAACCUCCGGUGGCAGCCCAACGUACCCCAACUGCCGGAGGCUCCCCUCCGGCUGCGUUGUUCAAGACAUGCCUAAUGGCUAUUCAAAGGUUACGUGGGUGGAACAUGCUGAAUAUGAUGAGAGUGUGGUUCACCAUUUGUAUAGGUCGUUGAUAAGCGCUGGCAUGGGCUUUGGUGCUCAACGGUGGGUGGCCACUCUCCAACGACAGUGCGAGUGUCUCGCCAUCCUCAUGUCGUCCAAUGUGCCCACCAGAGAUCAUACUGCUAUAACUGCCGGUGGGAGGAGGAGCAUGUUGAAGCUAGCCCAGCGCAUGACCAACAACUUCUUUGCGGGCGUCUGUGCCUCAACCGUUCACAAAUGGAACAAACUUCGCACGGAGAAUGUGGAUGAGGAUGUUCGUGUCAUGACUAGGAAGAGUGUGGACGACCCUGGGGAGCCGCCAGGCAUUGUACUGAGCGCCGCCACUUCUGUUUGGCUUCCGGUGACCCCUCAGAGGCUUUUUGAUUUCCUCCGAAACGAACAUUUGAGAAGUGAAUGGGACAUCCUCUCAAACGGUGGUCCGAUGCAAGAGAUGGCUCACAUAGCCAAAGGCCAAGAUCAUGGAAAUUGUGUUUCGCUCCUACGAGCAAGUGCCAUGAACGCGAACCAGAGCAGCAUGCUGAUACUCCAGGAGACAUGUAUAGACGCGGCGGGGUCGCUUGUGGUGUACGCGCCAGUCGACAUCCCGGCAAUGCACGUGGUGAUGAACGGUGGCGAUUCCGCCUACGUGGCCCUGCUCCCGUCGGGAUUCGCCAUCGUGCCUGAUGGGCCCGGGUCUCGAGGGGGUGAUGAUGGGCCCACCAGCAACGGCGGGCCGGGUCAUAGGGUUAGCGGGUCGUUGCUGACCGUUGCGUUCCAAAUCUUGGUGAACAGCUUGCCUACCGCCAAGCUCACAGUGGAAUCGGUGGAGACCGUGAACAACCUGAUAUCAUGCACCGUGCAGAAAAUCAAGGCCGCUCUUCAAUGUGAGAGCUGAUCUCGUGGGGCCCACCUUAGCAUCUUCUUUUUUUUUUUUUCUUUUUUUUUAAAAUUUAUUUUCAUGCUCAUAAAUUGAGAGCAGAAUUUAACGUGACUAGAGGUUGAUCAUGCUCUUUUGUAUUUGUGUGU